AGCCUUGCUGAGGGAAAGAGAAAGAAAGGUUUUCAGUUCUCCAUGAAGUGUAUUAUGUUCUGCCAUUCAUUCCCCAAGCUACUGGAAGCAUUCCUCCCAGGAAAGGUGGAGCUGUGGGGAGAAGCCAAUGGUGAGAUGACAUCUGAGAGGACAGGCUAACCCACUUCCUGGAUUUCCCACGUGGGGACGGUCUUAGAGCCCGACAGGCUUUGAGGCCCGAAGAUGAGCAGCAACGGCAGCGCAGUGGGCCAGCUCCUCUGGAGCGGGCCGCUGUGCGUCGGCUGGAGGCGGGACCAGGAAGGGGCUGUCUACCACCUGGCCACCUGCCUCCUGCUCCUGGGCUUCAUGGGGGGCAGCGGGGUGUAUGGGUGCUUCUACCUCUUUGGCUUCCUGGGCACGGGCUACCUGUGCUGUGUGCUGUGGGGCUGGUUCGAUGCCUGCGGCCUGGACAUCGUCCUCUGGAGCGUCCUGCUGGCGACUGCCUGCGUGCUCCAGCUGGCACACCUGGUGUACUGCCUGCGCGAGGACACCCUCCCCGAGGAGUUCGAGCUCCUCUACAAGACGCUGUGCCUGCCCCUGCAAGUACCCCUGCCAGCGUACAAGGAGAUCAUUCGCUGCUGCAAGGAGCAAGUCUUGACUCUGGCCACGGAGCAGACCUACGCCGUGGAGGGCGAGACGCCCAUAGACCGCCUGUCCCUGCUGCUUUCUGGCCGGGUUCGUGUGAGCCAGGACGGGCAGUUUCUGCACUACAUCUUUCCUUACCAGUUCAUGGACUCUCCCGAGUGGGAAUCGCUGCAUCCCUCUGCGGAGGGGGUCUUCCAGGUCACUCUGACAGCCGAGACUGAAUGUAGCUACAUUUCUUGGCCCCGGAAAAGUCUCCACCUCCUUCUGGCCAAAGAGCGAUACAUCUCUCGCCUCUUCUCGGCCCUGCUGGGCUAUGACAUCUCGGAGAAGCUCUACGCUCUCAAUGACAAGCUCUUUGCUAAGUUCGGGCUGCGCUUCGACAUCCGUCUCCCCAGCCUCUACCACGUCCUAGGUCCUGCUGCCCCAGAUGCAGGACCAGAGUCUCAGAAGGAUGACAAGGACGUCCGUGAGCCUGCCUCAUCCCCCCCUCCUCAGGCCCUGCCCACAUCUGUCCAGCAAACACCCCCUAGCUCCCCACCUCCAGCGGCCGCCAACCCUCCUGCACCUCCUCCCUGGGUCAGGAUGUCCAGGCCCGACAGCAGUGUCCUGGCUUCUAGAACUCCUCUCCAGAGCUACUCUCAAGUUAUGUCCAGGGGACGGGCCCCCUUGGCUCCAACUCUGACUCCUGAACUGUAAGGAUCAAUGGACCAUCCUUUUCUCUGGCCACGUCAGUCCUCACAGGAAGGUCACUCGUGUGCACACCCCUCUUCUCACCCUCUGGAAGGCUCACGGACAAGGUCGGAGCAGACACAGAAGAUGCUAAAGUGCUGCAGCCACGCCAAGGGCCCCGAGUGACUUUUAGAACUUUGCCUUCACCAGCCUUCCUUCCCAGAGAAGGCAUCCAAAAGUGCAAAAGCACAGAUUCUAUCCUUUACUAACUGCAGUAUCUCAGGCAAGUCACAUAGCCUCUCUGAGUGUCUGUAAAGUGGGGAUUAUAAAACCCAGUUCACAGGGUUGUGAGGAUUCAAUGAGUUGAUUCAGGUAAAGCACCUAGGACAUGGCGUGGCACCUAGUAAGCACUCAAUAAAUCACUCAUUUCCUUUC
Balaenoptera acutorostrata (minke whale) is the source of this 1728-nucleotide messenger RNA. It is a transcript of the gene POPDC2, whose product is annotated as popeye domain containing 2. Gene Ontology annotation, cellular component: sarcolemma. Gene Ontology annotation, molecular function: cAMP binding. Bases 223 to 1320 code for a protein of 365 amino acids. Lineage: Eukaryota; Metazoa; Chordata; Mammalia; Artiodactyla; Balaenopteridae. The transcript has 4 exons. The record is from RefSeq and is a predicted model, not a curated record.